CGUUCCACAAAUACAAGAAAUAGAAAAACAGUUUAGUGCUCCAACUAACCUAAAGCAAGCGAAAUCCCCGGACAAAAAACCAAGUGCUGUAGCAAACCUAAUGCUCUGCCCUCCAACCAUGCGCCCGGCCAGUCCCGCCGAAUCCGAGAUCUCCGUGGGCGGAGCCCCCAGCCCGCUGCCCACGCAGCACCAUCCGCUUCCGCAUCCGCACUCGCAUCCGCUGCAGCAUCCGCGGGCCAGCACCAUCGAUCUGCUGCAGCAGCAGCAGCUGCUGAUGCAGCACCAUGCCGCCGCGGCCGCCGCAGCCGCAGCAGCGGUCUCCGGCCUCAACCGGAGUGCCGUCGGCAACCUGCCGGAGGACUACUUCCAGCCGCUGAAGCGCCUGCGCAUGUCCUCCUCCUCCUCGGAGCCGCGGGAGCACACGCCCAGUCCGCCGCCGGUGGUGCCGGAGCCGCAGACCAACCAGACCACCAAGUCGGCCAUCGAGGGGGUCAAGAGCUUCUCCAUCGCGGACAUCCUGGGUCACUCGGAGAAGCAGCGGGAGGAGUCCGUCUCGCCGCCCCCAAAUGCCGGCCUACUGGCUCCACCCGCCUCCCGACCCAUGGCCUCCUCGGGGGGAUUACUGCAGCCGCGGACGGAACCCCUUGACGUCCAUCCGGCCGCCGCCGCUGCCAUGCUCUUGCCCAGCGGACAGAUUGUCCGGCCGUGGGACCACCUCCUCGGUCCCGCCAUGCCCGUCCGCCCCUUCAUCCCCUCCGCCCUGCUGCACUACGAGCAGCGCCUGGCCCUGGACUACCACCGCCAGCUGCAGGAGCACUUCAACGCCCAGGCGCAGCUGCUGCGCCACAUGGGCAUGGACAUCAUUCCGUCGGAGAGCGGCUCCGACCGCUCCAGUUCGGCGGCCAGCGACUGCUGCUCCCCGGAGAUCGCCAGGGAUUCUGCGGCAGCCGCUGCCGCCUCCGCCGCCACCGGAGCUGGAGGAGCGUCCAGUGCCGCCAGCAAUGCCGCCGCCGUUGCCAAGGCCAAGGCCAAUGGCACUCCGCUGGAUGCCCUCUUUCAGAUGACCACUAAGGACUUUGACGAGUCACAAGAUAAAUCCCAUUUGGACAUCUUCUCAAACCGGCCGCAGCCGAAGAAGAAGCGCAAGUCGCGCACCGCCUUCACCAACCACCAGAUCUUCGAGCUGGAGAAGCGGUUCCUCUACCAGAAGUACCUGUCGCCGGCCGAUCGCGACGAGAUCGCCGCCUCCCUGGGCCUGUCCAAUGCCCAGGUGAUCACCUGGUUCCAGAACCGGCGGGCCAAGCAGAAGCGGGACAUCGAGGAGCUGAAGAAGGACUUCGACAGCGUGAAGGUCUUCUCCGCCCACAAGUCCUUCCUGGAGAACGUGAACGACCUGAGCAUCCUGAAGAAGAAGCCCAUGCACGAGGCGGACAUGGUGGGACUGGCCGCCGCAGCAGCCGCCGCCGGAAUGGUCGUCCCUGUGCCGGGAUCCGUUCCCAUGGGAGGGGCACCGCCCAAAUGA
Drosophila subpulchrella is the source of this 1522-nucleotide messenger RNA. RefSeq names its product homeobox protein B-H1. Lineage: Eukaryota; Metazoa; Arthropoda; Insecta; Diptera; Drosophilidae. Bases 101 to 1522 code for a protein of 473 amino acids. Gene Ontology annotation, biological process: regulation of DNA-templated transcription. The record is from RefSeq and is a predicted model, not a curated record. The transcript has 3 exons. Gene Ontology annotation, molecular function: DNA-binding transcription factor activity, RNA polymerase II-specific; DNA binding.